Molecule: messenger RNA, 1137 nt
Organism: Didymella exigua CBS 183.55
Lineage: Eukaryota; Fungi; Ascomycota; Dothideomycetes; Pleosporales; Didymellaceae
Exons: 2
Coding region: 50-916 (288 amino acids)
Biological process (GO): nucleotide metabolic process
Molecular function (GO): ATP:ADP adenylyltransferase activity; ATP binding
Source: RefSeq, a predicted model, not a curated record
GCGCUCGCGACUGCCUACAUUUAAAAUAUUUUGCUCACUUUCAGCACCCAUGGAGAUGGCAGACCUUAAUGAGGCUAAAAUCACUGAUCUCUUUGAUCAGCUUGCAUCAGAAGAAAUUCUCAUUUACGGACCCUAUGAAUCGAUCAAGUGCGAGGCUGACGGGUACCCUCUCGAGUUCAAAGUCUGCAAUCACUUGAACAAGAAGCCGCAUACUGUCGAUGCCAAAUUGGGCGCUAUGUUCGACCAGGCGCGCAAAUGGGGACCAGGUAGCGAUCUGUAUCUGCCAGACGAGCGGCUGGUUCUGGGUCAAAUUAAUGACACACAUGAUUUGGCGCUAAAUUUGUUUUGUGUGGACAGACCUCAGCUACUCAUGGUCACUUCAGAUUCGUAUCAGCGACAGCACGAUCCUCUGGCGCUUGAUGACUUAAAGGCUGCGUUGGAGGUGCUCAGACUGUUCCCUAGUAUGUAUGUGAUAUACAAUUGCAGCCAGGCUGGUGGGUGCAGCAGAAUGCAUAAGCAUUUACAAGGUCUGAGAGGGCCGCCGUACGCCUUUGAAUACAUGAUCCAGGCGAGCGAAGAGAAGCGCCCCGUUGCGUUCCGGUACUUCGUUCACCACUUUGACCAGACAUUACGUGCUGUGUCGGCUUCGGAUUUGCUCGAUGUAUACAUGGUGUUGCUCGAUCGGACGCGAGACGUGCUCGGCGUCGGAUCUGAAGACGUCUGCCCUCACAACAUCGUCCUUUGGGACGACAGAAUUAUCGUCAUUCCACGACGGAGAGGUUUCUAUGAGGGAGCGAGUGCAAAUGCGGGCGGAAUGAUGGGCUGUGUCUGGGUACCAGAUGAGAAGCAAGUAGAUGAGUGGCGGAGGAUUGGCUUUGCAAACGUUUUGCAAGAGAUGGGUGCACCAUCAGAGUGAUGUCAAUACUGUAGAUACAUUCAAGCAUGGUCUGAAAAUUGUUGGGGCAGAAAUAUCCCAGUGGCAAGGGGUUCGCUAUAGACCGAACUCUGUACCUUUUCCUGCGUGCCGAUGGCACCACUCGCAGCAACGAGGGGAGGCGUCGACUCAGAGGAGACGGUCGCGGCUACGAAGCCCAUAGGUGGUAGGCCUGCAUAUUUGAAGGAAGUCGCUGGCAUCGU